AUGACUGCUCGGUCACGACGAAGCUUCAUAGUCGGGGUGGGAUGUACAGCAUUCAUUAAGCCAAGGAGAACUAGAACAACUGAAGACAUGGGACUGGAAGCUGGAACGAAGGCGCUUCUGGAUGCAGGAUUGACCUACGACGAUGUAGAGACGGCGUUUGUUGGAUUCUGUUAUGGUGACUCUACGAGCGGCCAGAGAGCACUGUACAAUCUCGGUAUGACUGGAAUCCCCAUCACGAAUGUCAACAACAACUGCUCAACUGGAAGCGCUGCUUUAUACCAUGCAAAUAACAUGGUGAAAUAUGGCGCGGCGGAAUGUGCCCUUGCUCUUGGAUUUGAGCGAAUGGCACCCGGCAGUCUCGGCACUAACUUUCCCGAUAGGCCAUCUCCGCUUAAACCGUUCGAUGACGCGACGGAAGAAGUCGAGGAAAGUCUUACAAGUGGCACUAACUUUGGGCCCGGAAGUGCAAGACUGUUUUCCAAUGCUGGACAAGAGUACUUUGACAAAUACGGCGCAAAUGUAAAGCACCUUGCCCAAAUUGGUGAUGGCUUUAUCACCUCCAAGAACCAUAAGCACUCCCUCAACAAUCCCUAUGCCCAAUUUCGCAAUGGAUGGUCGGCUGAGCAGGUGCUGGCUGCUCCGCAAAUCACUAAACAGUUGACCAAGCUCAUGUGCAGUCCCACAUCGGAUGGUGCAGCUUGCUGCAUAGUCGCGUCGGAGAGCUUCGUACGAGCACACCAUUUAGAGAACCAAGCCAUUGAGAUUGUUUCUCAGGCUCUUUGGACCGAUAACCCCUCGACCUUUGAGAGCAAGAGUGCUAUGGAGAUCGUUGGGUUUAGCAUGUCCAAAAACUGCGCCGACCAAGUUUUUCUGGACGCUGGGUUUGAACCAGGCGAAGGUAGAGACCAAGUGGGUGUAGUGGAACUCCAUGACUGCUUUGCUACCAAUGAGUUAAUUACCUAUGAUGCACUAGGCCUGUGCGCUCCGGGUCAAGCGGCACGACUAAUUGAACGUGGGGAUAAUACAUACGGUGGCAAAUAUGUUAUCAAUCCUAGCGGCGGACUCGAGGCAAAGGGUCAUCCUUUAGGAGCUACAGGCUUAGGCAUGCACUUCUAUAUUACUAUGCAACUGCGCGGCUGGGCUGGUCCGAUGCAAGCUCCAGGUCUUUUUGAUGGACCGGAUGAGCGAGGUAGCUUUGGACUCGUUCAUAACGUUGGGCUAGGAGGUGCUGUUGUUUGCAGCCUUCUGCGCCGCCCGGAGUUCUAUCGCCCCGGCGGAGAGGACGGCAGACACAGGUGCGUGAUAGAUGCUCUGAUUUCGGGCGUCUUGGUAACGGGUAAUUACGCUGCGCCAGACUUGGCUACAAUCACGCUCACGAAUGCAGACCCGUCGCCUUGGCAGAUGUCAACAAAGUCAAGUCGACCAAGUUCUCACCCUACAUUCUGCAGAGAGCUAGGCUUUGAACAAGGUGGUGUAUGA
Molecule: messenger RNA, 1479 nt
Organism: Fibroporia radiculosa
Lineage: Eukaryota; Fungi; Basidiomycota; Agaricomycetes; Polyporales; Fibroporiaceae
Exons: 11
Coding region: 1-1479 (492 amino acids)
Molecular function (GO): acyltransferase activity, transferring groups other than amino-acyl groups
Source: RefSeq, a predicted model, not a curated record